ACCCUCUCUGUCAUUGCUCCCUAUGUCGGCAAUCAUUGAUAUCAAGUUGGGUCCUGGUGACCGCUUCAACAAGAGCGAUAAAAACGGUGCGCACAGUUCAACCAGGAAUAAUUCGGCAAUUCAGGAAAGAUUCAUGACGCUUUGUACGAUUGAGUCUCAACCCUCCAUGAUAUGGCAUUUUGGUUACUUUGCACCCGACAGCUUAGAGAGAAGGUACAUAUAG
Messenger RNA from Periconia digitata, 223 nucleotides. NCBI's taxonomy places the organism in Eukaryota, Fungi, Ascomycota, Dothideomycetes, Pleosporales, Periconiaceae. The record is from the annotation of a GenBank genome assembly.